Molecule: messenger RNA, 822 nt
Organism: Drosophila obscura
Lineage: Eukaryota; Metazoa; Arthropoda; Insecta; Diptera; Drosophilidae
Exons: 3
Coding region: 1-822 (273 amino acids)
Source: RefSeq, a predicted model, not a curated record
AUGAAGGCUAAGGCCCAAUACAAGGCGGCCCUCAAAAUUCAAAGCCGGCUACAAGGCAAAGAGGACAUCUCCCAAGAGGAGAAGUCCAAACUAGCCUGGGCUGAGCAAAAGGUUGAAGAGGGGCGUCUCCACUACGCGCAGCUGCCUCAGAUGAAGGCGAUGAAGGGUGAAUUCGCCAAUAGGACGAAGAAGCCCAAGCAGAAGGCCAAGGUGAGCGACGUGUCCAAGAGGCACCUCAUCGUGGCCCUGAUCGACCGCAGCGACGAAAAUGGGAAGAUGACGGCGGCGCAGUGGAAACAGGUCCACGCCCAGCUGGUAGAUUGCCUUUUCGCGCGAAUGGAGGAAGCGCCGGACGCUGCCAUGCCCACCUUUGACGGUGCGGGAUGGCUGAACGGGGUGAAGAUCCUCAAAUGUAAUGAUGACCCGACGAGGAAGUGGCUGUUGCAAGUGGUGCCCAAAUUGGAAGCUCUGUGGGAGGGGGCCAAGCUGGAGGUAGUGGACAGGGAGAUGAUCCCUUCCAUCCCAAAGGCGAAGGUGCUCUUCCCCAUUGCAGUCCAGGGAGACCGAGCACUGAAACUUCUCCAGAGGCAGAAUACAGAGGUGCCCACGGCGGACUGGAAAAUCCUGCAUGCUGGUAGCCCGUUACCCAAUGAGGGGGGCCAGCACAUGAUCAUCCAGAUCAACAAGGAGGCAGAGGACAUCCUCUACCCGAGAUUCGGGAAGAUGGCAUGGGGCGUAGGCAGUGUCUACCUACGUCUCAAAAAGCGCCACCCCGAGGACAAGGACGCGCAUACCCUGCAGAGGAUGAGGACGGUGACCUGA